Molecule: messenger RNA, 1603 nt
Organism: Cygnus olor (mute swan)
Lineage: Eukaryota; Metazoa; Chordata; Aves; Anseriformes; Anatidae
Product: PHD finger protein 7-like
Exons: 9
Coding region: 8-1333 (441 amino acids)
Cellular component (GO): nucleus
Source: RefSeq, a predicted model, not a curated record
UGGGGCCAUGUCACAUGCCCGUCACCCCCUACCCACCCCCCCCCAGUGCAGGGCACUGCCACCAGCUCGGCUCCCCUUCUUGUCCCAAAAACUGGGGGGACAAAGAAGGGGACGGUUCCUGACCCCACCGACUUCCCCACGGCCCCAUGCAGUGAUGGAGCUGAGGCCCCGGCGCCGCAGGCUGCCACAACCCCCCCCAGCUGGCUCCUUCAGUCCCACAGCCCCGCUCAGGGUGCUGGCAGGGCCCCCCCAGGUGCCGUCCCCCCCAAAAAAGAAGCGGCAUGUUCCCGAGGAGGAAGUGUGCAGGCUGUGCCAGCGGGCAGAUGGCGACCCCGAGGUCUUUGGGCAGACGUGCCAGCAGGAUGGGCUCUGCAUCCACGAGAACUGCCUGUACCACGCCAGCGGGCUGAGCCAGCGAGGGGCUGAUGGAGAGGGUUUCUAUGGCUUCCUCCUCCCCGACAUCCACCAGGAGCUGCAGCGGGUGGCACAGAAGAUGUGCUGCAUCUGCCGGCAGCGGGGCGCCUCGGUCACCUGCCAGGCUCGGAGAUGUCCCCGAAUCUUCCACUUCCCCUGCGGCAUCGAGCGGGGCUGCGUCUCCCAGUUUUUCGGGGAGUUCAAGUCCUUUUGCUGGCAGCACCGGCCAGCACAGCGGCUGCGAGCGCUGCAGCAGGGCCACAGCCCGUGUGUCAUCUGCCUGGAGGCGGUAGCGAGGCGGCCCCGCUACGACACCCUGGUCUGUCCCGCCUGCACCAGCGCCUGGUUCCACCGCCGCUGCAUCCAGGGCCAGGCGCUGAGCUCGGCCCUGCACCAUUUCCGCUGCCCGCUCUGCCAGGACAUGCAGACCUUCCAGGAGGAGAUGUUUCGCCUGGGCAUCAAAAUCCCCGACAGGGACGCUGCCUGGGAGGAGAACGGGGCUUUCGAGGAGCAUUACCAGCGGCACAGCUCCUGCGACGCCAGCCAGUGCCUGUGCCCAGUGGGACGGGAGCAGUCAGAGGACACGGGGCCCUGGAGGUUGCUGCUCUGCAGCUCCUGUGGCUCCUGCGGGACCCAUCAGCGCUGCUCUGACAUCAGGGAGGACACCAGCUCCUGGGAAUGCAGCGACUGCGCCGACACAUGCACCACCCCCUCAGUGUCACCUGGAGCAGCCAACCCAGACCCCACAGCCCCAGCGCAGGGACCCUCGUGCAGCACCCCGGCUCCUGGGAGUUCAGGUCUGGAACACGAGGCUGGGAUGCUGCAAGGACACCCCGGCACCCAGCUGCUCUCCCAGCCCACAGAAAGCCCCUCGGUCACCUCCCAGCCACUGACCAACAACCCUGGAGGAUGUCCCUAAUAAAAGGGUGAAACAUCACAGGUGGGUUUGCUGAUGUGCCUGAGCACUGCAGUGCAGAGCAGCCACAGUGUCCCCAACCCUCCUGUCUGUACUGCUGGUACUGCUGGGGCUGUUUCCCAGUACAGGAACUGGUGUCGGGACCGCAAGACACAAUUCCAACAUCACCCAGUGGGGAUGUGCUGAGGUCAGGGGUUGCUCUGCAGGAGCUGAGCCCCACCAGGGGAGGGCGAAGUGCCAUGGGAGGGAGUUCAGAGACAAACAAAGGGUUUU